GUUCCAUAUUUCGUCCAUGUAAGCAGCUAAAGCAUUUUCAGUCAAAAUUAUAAUUCCUCACACCGAUUUAUAGCCGCCUCCUCCAAAAUUGUAAACAUGUUCGGGAUCGUGCAACAGGUGAGGGAUCUGCUGCGCGUCCACUACAAUGCACUGGGUGUCAGCUGCCUGAUCUGCGUGUCUCUGGUUGGCAUUCUGGACUACAGUCACGGAGUCCAUGGCUGCGAUCUGUACUGCUGGCAGGAGCAGCUGAAUCUGGUGGAGGAUAAGCCCAUGGCCCUCAUGCUGCUCAUUGCCAGCCUCAAGCUGUUAAUCAUCCUGGUUCUGACACUGCUCAGUUAUACACAGACUCGCCCUGCGCCGGAGCAAUCGAUUGGGCAGCUGAAGCGUCGCUAUCGCCGGUUCAUUGUGAUGCGUCUGCUGGCGGCCCAUCAUAGAUUCCUCUAUGGCUCCGAGCAGCUGCAGCACAGGCACUCGGAGCUGCUGCUGGCCAUUCAGCUGUUUCGCUCCGAUGCACGCAAACUGUACGAACGCUCGGCGGAGCAGCUGCGUCAGGACGUGCACCAGAUGCUCCAUGUGGAGGAGCAGCUGGAGCAGGAGCUACUGCAGAGGGGCUACGACAGGUACAAGUGCGUCUCCCAGUUACGGGAUGUGGAUAUAUAUCGGUUGGUCUUGGCGAUGCCGUUUCCCAAAGCAUAAACCAAGCAAGUCAAUAAAGUGUGGUGCUCACAGGA
This is a messenger RNA of Drosophila navojoa, 731 nucleotides long. RefSeq lists its product as uncharacterized. The record is from RefSeq and is a predicted model, not a curated record. NCBI's taxonomy places the organism in Eukaryota, Metazoa, Arthropoda, Insecta, Diptera, Drosophilidae.